Molecule: messenger RNA, 1203 nt
Organism: Punica granatum (pomegranate)
Lineage: Eukaryota; Viridiplantae; Streptophyta; Magnoliopsida; Myrtales; Lythraceae
Source: RefSeq, a predicted model, not a curated record
AUCCUUCUGCCUCAACCCUCCCUAAAAGCCUCACCUUUGUAUGAAUUUGCUCUUCCGCUGAUUCAAUUCUGCAAAUGGGUUCCAUCAAUUCACUCUCUUUGAGCUCCCAAUCGAAUCGCUUCCAUCAUCCCAAGCUCCUGAAACCGCCAUUCCCGAGUUCUCCUCAGUUCCUGAGACCACCAAAGCCCCAGCCAUGUCCAAUGGGGAGAAUUCACCUCGCUGCUCACUCAUCUCAAGCACCCACCUCCACUUCCUCGGCCGUUAGGGAGCUCUCCAAGUCCCUAAAGAAAGCUGCAAUUUUGCUUGUUGGGUCAUUCAUCUUCGUCGGGUUCGUCAAUCAGAGGCCGAGAAUUGCAUUUGCAGCACCGACCCACGAGGAGAGUGAGCGAGAGGAGAUGUUUGAGAAGCUCCUGGAGGAGGAUUCCACCAAUGUGGGGGCUCUGAAGGUGGUCCUGCACGGGAAGAUGAGGAGAGGGAAGACGAAGGAGGCCGUCAAGUAUGUGGAGAAGCUGAUCGAUGCCGAGCCGUUUGAAGUUGAGUGGAGGCUGUUGCAAGCUCUCUGUUAUGAGACAAUGGGGCAGCUCAGUACUGCCAAGAGACUGCUCAAGGAAAUCUUGGAGGAGAAGCCCCUUCUUCUUCGGGCUUUGCACGGUUUGGCAAUGGUGAUGCAUAAGAACAAUGAGGGCCCAGCUGUCUUUGAGAUGCUAUAUAAAGCUCUAGAACUAGCUUGUCGUGAAAAUAGGGUCACUGAGGAGAGGAACAUUAGAAUCUUGAUUGCUCAGAUGCUUGUGGUAAAGGGAGAUUUGGAUGGGGGUUUGAAGAAGUUUCAAGACCUUGUUCGUGACGAUCCUCGAGAUUUCCGGCCUUAUCUUUGUCAGGGUAUUAUAUACAGCCUAUUGGACAAGAAGAAGGAUGCUCAAGAACAAUUUGAGACAUAUCAGACCCUUGUACCUAGGGAAUUCCCACAGAGAGAUUUCCUUGACGACGUUGUACUGGAAGCAAAAUCAAAAUCUAGGGCACAAUUCCAGAAAGAAUUCAUUUCGGAGUUUCCAAACAGGAAAGCAUGAGACCUCCAUACUUGUUGGUGCCCUUGAUGGCCGGAAGAACCUCAGAUGUGAGAUCUGGAACGGGUAUAAAUCCACUCCCUGCUGCCUCUGGCGAAGCAGGCAGUCCUAGGAAAAUUUUCGUGGCUGGAAUGCUUGA